UAAUUGUCUCUUCAGGACACUCGGAACUUUCUACAAACACCUGGUGUUUGAGAUUGAAAAGUACCGCUAUUGAGAAAAUUUCAUCAAUUGCUACGAAAAGAAAGGAAAAACAAUGAAUGAAGAUAACGAUGAAAAAAGGUCAGCUACAUCCCAGAAACAAAUGACCACAAUUUCGCAACAUAGUUUUGGGUUUUCUGAGCCAGGCCAAACUAAUGAAGAAGCUUUCUCUAUUAGUAUCUUGGAGAACAUAGAGGAAGAGUAUGGAAUGUUUGUGUGGCCAUGUAGUAUUGUUUUGGCUGAGUAUAUCUGGCAACAAAGAUCAUUCGUUACUGGGAAAUCUGUUCUUGAGCUUGGUGCUGGAACUUCUUUGCCUGGUUUAGUAGCUGCAAACGUUGGGUCCGAUGUCACAUUAACAGAUGAUUCAACCAGACCAGAGGUACUGGGAAACAUGAGAAGAGUUUGUCAUCUCAAUAAACUCAACUGUAAGAUAAUGGGAAUCACUUGGGGUGAAUGGGAUCUACCUAUAUUCAAUCUACAACCGAGCAUCAUCCUGGGAGCUGAUGUAUUAUACGACUCAAAAGACUUCGAUAAUCUCUUCACGACAGUCACUUUCCUGCUUCAGAAUACCCCUGGAUCCGUCUUUAUAACAUCUUACCAUAACCGAAGUGGUCAUCAUCUUAUAGAAUAUUUAAUGGUGAAAUGGAGCUUAAAAUGCACUAAACUUCUUGAUGCAUUUUCUUUCAUGCCAUCUUGCAAGUCUUCCAGCCUAACGGGGAACAUUCUAUUAGUAGAAAUAACAUUGGAUGGUCAAUAGUCACGAGCAUGAGGUAUCACAUCAAGUGCAGAAGCCUUUGCGAUUCAGAAGGCGGUGAAGUGGGCUUUAAAACUACAACUCAGAGAAUCCAAGCUUCAAAGCAAUAUAGCAAAGGUGUGGUUUUCCUUUUGAACAAGAAGCCUGCAAGUUGUGAUUAGAGAGCAAAGACUAUCUUAUCAAAUGUCCAAGGUUUUGAGGAGAAUUUUGCAAGAUGGUAAGGUAGCCAUGGGAGUGCACAUUUACUAGAAGUUUGGAGUACGUCCAAAAGUUAAAUUACCAAAGUUAACUUCCAACUGGGCCCACCUUGGUAUUUUAAGAGAAGGAAACCUCUUCUUUCAAAACCUCCCUACUCUCAAGAAACCAAAAGACUUGUAUUCUUUGCUCGUCAUGUCAUGUGUGCUGAAUUAAUCUCAUAUAUGCCUUUCAAUUAGGUUUUUUUUCUUCUAUUUGUGCGGUACCAAUUGAAGAGCAGAUCAAAAAGAUGAAUUAUAUUUGUGCAGAAUAUGGUGGCCUUCCCGAGGAAUUAUAUUUGGAAAAUAUUCUCACCAUAUUACCAGCUAAGGAUCUAGCUAUGUGCAGUUGUGUCUGUAAGUUAUGGUACAAGACAAUUUUCAAAGAUUCAAGAUUUGCUUCUUCUCAUCUAAUGCAGAAUGCAAGUAAAUAUCGACUAGUUUUUAAUCUCCUUAAUGUGUUGUUUUGGAAAGAUUUCAGGAAUUACUUUUUCAAUUUAGAAAAGGAAUAUGAUGAUGACAAAUUUCUAAGUUACAGAGAUAUUUCAUGGAAUUUGGAUAUGAUUAUUUUCGCAGACAGGAAAUAGUUGGUUAUUGUAAUGGUUUAACUUGUCUUAAAUCAGAGAGUAAAUACAGAGACAAGGAUGGUUCAUUUUCU
This is a messenger RNA of Papaver somniferum (opium poppy), 1702 nucleotides long. Its product is annotated as methyltransferase-like protein 23. Lineage: Eukaryota; Viridiplantae; Streptophyta; Magnoliopsida; Ranunculales; Papaveraceae. The transcript has 8 exons. Gene Ontology annotation, cellular component: nucleus; cytoplasm. The record is from RefSeq and is a predicted model, not a curated record. The coding region runs from base 113 to 814 and encodes 233 amino acids.